AUGGCAGACACCAAGGACACACAAGAAGAGCAUGAGACUGCUACAGAUGAGUCAAACCAUGACCCCCACUUCGAGCCUAUUGUGUCACUUCCAGAGCAGGAUGUCAAAACAUUAGAGGAAGAUGAAGAGGAGCUCUUCAAAAUGCGGGCCAAACUGUACCGCUUCGCCUCAGAGAACGACCCGCCGGAGUGGAAGGAGCGGGGCACUGGUGACGUCAAGCUGCUCCGGCACAAGGAGAAGGGCUCCAUCCGGCUGCUGAUGCGGAGGGACCGCACCCUGAAGAUCUGCGCCAACCACAAUAUUGUUCCCUUGAUGGAUCUGAAGCCAAACGCGGGCAGUGACCGGGCGUGGGUGUGGAACACGCACGCAGACUUUGCCGACGAGCACCCAAAACCGGAGCUGCUGGCCAUCCGCUUCCUGAACGCCGAGAGCAGCACCCAGGAUGCGGACAAGGUGACCGAGAAGCUGGAGGAGCUGUCCGUGAAAGAGCAGAGCGAACCUGCUGAAAAGCAGGGAUCUGAGGAGAAGGAGAAGGAGAAGGAGGCAGACACCGCGGAGGAGAAGUGA
Molecule: messenger RNA, 567 nt
Organism: Brienomyrus brachyistius
Lineage: Eukaryota; Metazoa; Chordata; Actinopteri; Osteoglossiformes; Mormyridae
Gene: ranbp1
Product: RAN binding protein 1
Exons: 5
Coding region: 1-567 (188 amino acids)
Biological process (GO): positive regulation of mitotic centrosome separation; nucleocytoplasmic transport
Cellular component (GO): cytoplasm; nuclear pore; centrosome
Molecular function (GO): GTPase activator activity
Source: RefSeq, a predicted model, not a curated record